Daldinia loculata is the source of this 1835-nucleotide messenger RNA. RefSeq lists its product as uncharacterized. The coding region runs from base 627 to 1631 and encodes 334 amino acids. The record is from RefSeq and is a predicted model, not a curated record. The transcript has a single exon. Lineage: Eukaryota; Fungi; Ascomycota; Sordariomycetes; Xylariales; Hypoxylaceae.
GUUGGGCACUCGCGUAAAUAAGUCUCCUAGCCGAUUACAGUUCGCUUACCACGGCAAUGGCAACUAGUCUAGUCGAUCAAUAGAGGAGCCACUGGGACGGCGACGUACGCAGUAAUAACUUAAUAUAGUUACCUACAUAUGCCAACAACCGCACCAAGUGAGUCUUAUAUUCAAAGUAUAUCCAAGUAAUCAUCACGAGUACAGAAUCAACUAGUCUAAGAAAUUAAGAAAUAUUUACUCCAACUGUCCUUUUUGAAUACCUUGACGCACUAAGCGUGUUCUCUCAGCAUCCAAAACUAGAAGCGGGAGAGCCUACAUUUAGUACAGCAACGAGGCGAUAAUUUCCCGAUCUUUUUCACAUCUCCACUCUCCACUUUAGGUGUGCCGCAUUUGCCCAUGAAGUGUUCAUGCAGGAAAUGCCCGCCUAAAGAUUCUUGGUAUAGUUCAGGGAUAGGGGCCCAAGUCACAUUAUUAUCGUAAUGGGCCGCCAUGGGGUUUCAAGUAUUUCAUAUUCGGUCAGGUCGCAAUGCCGUCUGAGCUAUUCAUCUUGACUUUACCAACUUCAAGCUAACAUACACAUUUACCAUUCACAUCACAUAAACUUUUCAGUCUCAUUAUACUCAGCCAUGCUCGAGGACGGAUCAGAUCAGGAUGUAGUCCUAGUGACACAACUACCAUCAGACUCUUGGUUUGAAGCUUUUGCUUUGCGGCCCAAUGGCAAAAUCCUAGCCUGUCGACUAGACGAACCCGAAUUAUACACAUUUAAUCCCGAAGACUCGGAUUCGACACCUCAGCUACUGCAUACCUUUGAUCAAAAUGCGAACGGUCUUGUCGAUGCAGAUCCAAUACCGGGUACCGAAGAUGAAUACUUCGUCCUUUCAACCGUUGGCGAUCUAGUUAAUGUCGAAUUCACCGAUUUUAUCAUAUGGCGCGUAGCGCUCAGCCCUGACGACAGCAAUCCGCCCAAAGUCACCAAAGUAGCCGAAAUCCCAAAUUCAGGCCUCUGCGCAGCCGCCGUCGCCAUUUCAGACCGUGUGGUGAUAAUACCAGACUCAACUAAGAAUUGCAUAUGGCAUCUCGAUACACUGACAGGUCAAUCAUCACUGCUCAUAGCCGACGACACUAUGAAGAUUGCAAACGGCGAAGGAAAUUUCUUCGGUCUUAACCGGAUAUGCAUCACAGAUGAAUUUAUAUGGUUUACGAAUACCAGUGCUGGUUUAUUAUGUCGCAUCCCAAUCGAACGAGUUCAAGAUGAUCCAUCUGUAGGAAUCCGCAUAAGAGGACCUGUGCAGAUUCUUACUGAUGAGAUCACUGACUGCGACGGACUAGUUCUUACACAGGAUGAGAAUGCGGCUUACACGUGUAGUUAUAAGGAUGGGUUUAUCUGGAAGGUCAGCAUCGAACCCUCUACGGGCAAGGCCACGACAAGUGUUGUCUUGCGGAAUUUAGCCUCGCCAACAGCCGUCGAGCUGAACUACACCAAUGGCAGGUCGAAAUUGUUUAUCGUGUGCUGCGGGGAGAUCCAGACGGGUUGGAUUCAGGAUAGAGAAAAUCCCUGGAGCGACAUUGUAAAUAUCAAUGCGGCAGUGACGGUUCAGGUUGAGACUCGGGAAGAGGUUGAGACUGUUUGAUAUUAGCGUAUUCGGGAAUGGCAACUCGGCUUGGUUAUCUACGCUGGUACAAUUGAUGACUGGCCCAUAUACCCCUUUAAUGGCACACAACACUAGGCAUAGGAUAUAACAUCUAAUGAAGAGAAGCUCUUCAUAUUCAAAGACCUUGAACUCCCAUUAGCGAAGUCUAGUCGUGGCUACUAUGAUUAAGUGAACAGCGAGAAA